Symbiodinium natans is the source of this 1464-nucleotide messenger RNA. The record is from the annotation of a GenBank genome assembly. NCBI's taxonomy places the organism in Eukaryota, Dinophyceae, Suessiales, Symbiodiniaceae.
AUGGCGCUGCGCGGGAAGAGCGUGGAGGAGCUGCUCUCAAUCCAGUCGGCUGCCCUGCGACAGCUUUUGGCAGUGAAUGAGGCCCUCGCCGAAGCUCACGCCGUGAAGGACGGCCUCAAGAAAGAAGUCGCAAUCCCCGAGAUCGAAGUUGCCAAAACGUCCUCGAAUGCUACCGCCGAUGAUGUGAAGCAGAGGGCCAGCCUCAAGGAGCCGCUCCUGAAACGCUCGAACUCGCCCACGCCGGAGGGCUUCGGCCUCUUCUCGCAAGGAGCCAUGUUCCCCGACGCGGACAAGAUGAAGGACAAGAUUCGGGCCACACUUUUCGCUCCAGAGUACGAUCCAGAGGCUGUCUACAAGACGACGGGCAGGUGCCAGGCCAUUGCCCGCGAUGCGACCUUCAAAACCAUCACGAUGGUGGUGAUCGUCUUGAACGCCCUCUGGAUUGGCAUCGACACGGAUUUGAACACUGCCGAGCUUGAGAUCGAGUCGCCACUGAUCUUUCAGGUAGUGGACAACGCGUUCUGCUUCUUCUUCACCUUCGAGAUUACCGUUCGCUACCUCGCAUAUCAAAACCAGUCGGAUGCGUUCAAGGAUUUCAGCUUCUGCUUCGACCUCUCACUGGUGGCCACCAUGAUUUGGGAGGUUUGGGUCACCACACUUCUGGUCCUGCUGCUGACGAGCGCCGAUCACGGGGGUGGCAAUCUGUCCAUCCUGCGUCUCUUCCGUCUCUUCCGGCUGGUCCGUAUCGCUCGGGUGGGGAGGCUGAUGAGCUCCUGUCGUGAGCUGGUGGUGCUGGUGAAAGGAAUUGGCAUGGGCCUGCGAUCCGUCCUCUCCACUCUGUUCCUGAUGAUGGUCGUCAUCUACAUCUUUGCCAUCAUCUUCACCCAGCUCUUCCGGGGCAGCCCCGAAGCAGAAGGAUGCUACGAUGGGGUGCUGCAGUCCAUGAACUGCUUGAUGCUGAACGUCGUCUUCCCAGAACAGCAGGAGCUCAUGGCUAAGAUGCUCGAGCUGGGGCCAAUGACCUACCUCCUGGGUAUCUUCUACCUCCUGGUGACCGGCCUCACAGUCAUGAACAUGCUCAUCGGUGUGCUGGUGGAAGUUGUGUCAGUGGUGGCGCAAGUGGACAAGGAGGAGAGUGCGGUGAAGGCCCUACGUGACAAGAUCCAGGAUCUCGUACCACCCGAGUCGAAGCAGGGUAUCAGCCGCCAGCUCUUCCUGCAGCUGAUGAUGGAUGAAGAGCUCGUCUUCACCAUGCAGAACAUUGAUGUGGAUGUUAUGUGCGUUGUGGACUACCCUGAGAUUAUGUUCCACGCCCGUGACUACCUCUCCGUGCCCGAGUUGGUUGAUGCGGUGCUUCAGUUCCGACGCACGACCUCCGUGAGUAUGAUGGACAUCGCGCAGCUCCGGAAGUUCAUGGUGGCUGAGCUUGAGAGCUUGAGACAGGCAAUCAAGACACGAGGCUGA